Molecule: messenger RNA, 2363 nt
Organism: Pseudophryne corroboree (corroboree frog)
Lineage: Eukaryota; Metazoa; Chordata; Amphibia; Anura; Myobatrachidae
Product: E3 ubiquitin/ISG15 ligase TRIM25-like
Exons: 1
Coding region: 388-2220 (610 amino acids)
Molecular function (GO): zinc ion binding
Source: RefSeq, a predicted model, not a curated record
AUCUGUCUCUGUCCACUAGAGGCUAGCAGUCUCUCCUAAUACAACAGUAGGGAACGCUACAGUAUAUCGGGGUCAGGUGACCGCCACGGCGUAUCCCCAGCUACGUCAGAAUCUGGAAGUAGCGGCAGCGGCCAUUUGCAGAGAGCCCGGGAUUAUGCUACAGCAAUAUUAUUCACUGCCUGCAGACACACACGUCUGCUGUAGUAGGGACACGUAUAGAACACGGAAGUUUGAAGUCAUCCUCUAGUGCCCACUGGCCGCGUUCCCCUCGGUAACAUAGACACAACCCUCCUCGUAGUCUCUCAGGCUUGGCGGGUAAAAUAAACGUUUCUCUCGCUGCGUACCGUACCUGCAGACAGCAAGGACCGUGCCUCCCUCCCCGGCGACAUGGCUGAGCGGGCCCUCACCGAGGAGCUGACCUGCCCCGUCUGUCUGGCAACCUACCAGGACCCGGUCAACCUGGGCUGCGGCCACUGCUUCUGCAGACACUGCAUCACCAAGGCGCUCGUCUUCCAGAAGGAGCAGGGGAGAGCGUACUCCUGCCCCAUGUGCCAGGCAGUGUACGAGGACUACCCCAGCCUGCAGAGGAACCUGCAGCUCUGCAGCAUUGUGGAGAACUAUAAUGCGCUGCAGGAGAGCCGUGAGCCCAGUGAGGUUCCCUGCAGCUACUGCCUGGGUGUCCCCAACAGAGCGGCGAAGACCUGUUUGACCUGCGAGGUGUCCCUGUGCCAGCAGCACCUGGAGAGGCACAGCAGCAAGAAGGGCCACAUCCUGCUGGAGCCCGGGCAGUCGCUGCAGGAGAGGAAGUGCAGCGAGCACAACAAGCUGCUGGAGUACUACUGCCAGGGGGACGAGAGCUGCAUCUGUGUCACCUGCUACAUCGCCGGCGCCCACUCUGGACACACCAUCGUCACAUUAAAGCAGGCGCAAGAGCAAAAGAGAGCUACCAUGUCCCAGACCGCUGCCAGCCUGACUGAUAGGGUGGAUAGUCUAGCCAAGGACAUAGGUGCCCUGCACGAAGGCCUAGCAAAGGUAAAGGAGAACACAGUUCAGCUUUCUAAGGCCCUGAAGGAUCAGGCUGACAAAAUAAUUGCUAAAGUGUGGUCCCUGUUUGAUGAGAUUAUAGACACGGUCAUUGAAAAGGGAGAGCAGUCUGUGUCCCAGGUGACUGCUCUGGCAAAGCAGAUGGAGGAUACCAAAGGAAAUCUGAUACAAAUUCUAGAGGAAUUAAACACACUGAGGGAACAAGCGGAUGCCCUGAUUUUUCUGAAGGAUUACUCAAGAGUACAGGAACGGAUCGAACAGCAAAAUGUACAAAUCAACACAUUGCAUGUCCUGGACCUGAAAGUUGAUCCGCAAAUGAUUCAAAUGAUAGAAAACAAUACUUCUGAUAAUAUUUCCCAUCUCCGGUGUGUUCUGAAUCACGUAGAGACUAUUCUCUCUACACAGAUCCAGCAGCUUGUACGCGUCGGAGGACACCAGGCUGUUCCAAAUACUCCAAAUCAGACUGAAGAUUCUGAAGGAAGCAAGUUCUGGUCAAGUAGAAAUCAGACUGUAUAUUCCGGAGGAUUUGGUUUCGGUACAAAAGCUCCACAUCAGACUCUAGGUUUCGGAGGACACAGACCCCAUGCGUUUCAGCCUGUCACUACUGCCAGCUUGGUGGAACCUAAGAAAAUGAUUUUAACUUUUAACCAGAAUUUAUACAAACACUGUAACUUCAAUAUGGUGGUUUCAAAUGGCAACAAAACAGUAACUGCCAGUCAUAUGAAUAUGAUGUAUAAGAAAGCAAUUUGUAAGUGUAAACUUUCUAUAAUUCUGAAUUGCCCCAUUACAAAAAACAUGGAUCCUAGCCCAGUGUACUCUCUAUUUGAUGUCACUAAAUCCACUAACUGGAGUGUAGGAGUCCAAAACGGAUUCUCGCAGUGGUACUUAAAGAGUGACGGAGGCAAUCUUUCAUAUGAAUCAAAAACCACCCUUCUGCUGGGGAAACAUGUUGUUAAUAUAUUAAAAAUGCAGUUGGACUUUCAAGACAAUAUACUAGGCUUUUAUGAUGCAUCAGCAUUAAAAGAUAUACCUUUAUUAGUAUGUAAAUGUGACAGUGUCUUUACAGAUACUAUGGUUUAUGGCUUUGGGGACCAAAGAAGUCUAUUUAACCAUAACUUUCAAAAAUCUGUAAACAUUGGAGUUGGUCUUCUAAAUGGCUCAUUGACCCUGCUUUAAGAAUUUUGAAACGGAAUUGUAAAGAGCCAGUAACCAAUCACCCCAAUUUCAACUUGUUCAAGGUUUUUAUGUAUGAUUAUUUUGAAUGUGGUGUUUUUAAUUUAAUGUUCUAUAAGACAAUAAACUACGCCAGCAAAGUGAAA